This is a messenger RNA of Aspergillus fijiensis CBS 313.89, 1080 nucleotides long. RefSeq names its product zinc-dependent alcohol dehydrogenase family protein. The coding region runs from base 1 to 1080 and encodes 359 amino acids. Gene Ontology annotation, molecular function: oxidoreductase activity. Lineage: Eukaryota; Fungi; Ascomycota; Eurotiomycetes; Eurotiales; Aspergillaceae. The transcript is spliced from 3 exons. The record is from RefSeq and is a predicted model, not a curated record.
AUGAGCAUCCAGCAAUGGACCACCCUCCUAACGGGCCUGGCGAGCCUGCGCCAAACCACCGCCCCGCAGCCCACACCAGGCCCCAAUGAAGUCCUCGUCGAGAUCCAUGCGGUCUCGCUCAAUUACCGCGACAUUGAGGUCACGAAGGGCGAAUACAACCACCACAAAUCCGUCACGCAGGAGACGCCCGCCACGGUGCCCUGCUCGGACAUGUGCGGCGUCGUGACGCAGGUCGGCCCGUCGGUCUCGCGCUGGCGCGCCGGCGACCGCGUCCUCUCCACCUUCCUGCCGGAUCACCUCACGGGCCAGGUCACGCCGCAGAUGCUCGCCCGGGGCAUGGGCCACCCGCUCCCCGGCGUGCUGGCGACGCACCGCGUCUUCCCGGAGCAGGCGCUCGUCCGGGCGCCCCGGUACAUGCGGGAUGCCGAGGGUGCCACGUUGCCGAUCGCCAGCGUCACGGCGUGGAUGAGCGUGCAGGGUCGCUUGCGGGCGGCGGUGGAGAAGGGAGAGGAUGUGAGCCGGAAGGUCGUGUUGGUGCAGGGCACGGGUGGGGUGGCGGUGGCGGGGUUGCAGAUUGCGAAGGCGUGGGGGGCUAGAGUUAUUGUGACCUCCUCGUCGAAUGCCAAGCUCGAACAGGCGAAAGCCCUCGGAGCCGACUUUACGAUAAAUUACCGGACCACGCCUGACUGGGAGGAUGAGGUUAAUCGCUUCACCGAGGGGAAUGGCGUGGAUAUCAUCCUUGAGACCGGGGGCGCGAAGACGCUGCGGAAGAGCUUCGAGUGUAUUGCCUUUGGCGGGUUGAUCAACUGCAUCGGGUACGUCUCGGGGAAGAUGGAUGAGCCGGAGGAUCGGGUCAACGUCAACCUGUUGACCCUCCGGCGGAAUGUGACGCUGCAGGGGAUUAUCAAUGGGCCCAGGGAUGAGUUUGAGAGGAUGGUCGAGUUCUAUGAGAAGCACCAGAUCCAGCCGGUCGUGAACCGCGUGUUUGGGUUUGCGCAGGCGCGGGAGGCCUUCGAGUUUGUGGAGAGUGGCGCGCACUUUGGGAAGGUGGUGAUUGAUGUUGUUGGGGCAUCUCAAUGA